UCCUCUCCAUUGGGGAAAUGGGGCUUGGUAUCGCGAAGCUUCUCAAGGCUCAUGGAUAUCGUGUUCUCACUGUGGGAGAGGGUAGGAGUGAGCAUACUCUAACCCGAAUCCGGACAGCGUCGAUCGAAUCUCUACAAUCUGAUGAGGAAUUGGUGGUAUCCUCUGACUACAUCUUAUCCAUCGUCCCCCCUAGGGAUGCGCUUGCUACGGCUCGUCGUGUCGCAACAGCAUGUCAGCUCCCCAGCACGAGUACAAAGCGACAAAGCAUUGAGGACAUCGAUGGUCUCCCCACACGUCGCCAACCCUACUAUCUCGACCUGAAUGCCAACUCAUCUCGCCUAUCAACAGAAGUGGGUUCCCUGUUUGCGGGGAAUCAAUCUGCGUUAUGCCACUACCUCGAUGGAGGAAUAAUCGGACCCCCACCAUCGGAUAAUUCACCAGAAGGACACUGGAAGAAACCCAGUCUGAUAAUCUCGGGUGACGUGGAACUUUCCGCCUCAUUCCCCAGAUUGGCAGAUGUGCUGAACAUGAAACUGGUGUCUGCCAAGAUCGGAGCGGCAUCGACAUUGAAACUCUCGUUUGCUGCCCUGACGAAGGGACUCACCGCACUUUCAAUCCUGUCGUUCUCCACGGCGCAGCGGGAAUCGUUGCUUCCGGAGUUGCUUGAGCAUCUGGACGAGUAUGCACCGGCCGUUGGGUCUACGGCUAAAAAGGGCGUCGUUGGGAUGGCUCCGAAGGCAUAUCGGUGGGUUGACGAGAUGCGAGCAAUUGGAGAGGCAUUCGAUACUGAGGGACACUGGGACGGAAUUGGAGCGGGCGUUUAUGAUAGUUUCGCGGAGCUGUAUCGGAACAUUGCGGAGGAUACAGUGUUGGGAGAUGAAAAGACUGGAGAUCGUAGGAGAGGAACAACGGUUGAAGAUGCAGCGGAAAUCAUAGGAAGAGUCAAUAGUACAGAGCACGGAAGCCACGCGAGUUACGGCAGACCAUAUGCAGACAGACUCAGCACGGACGAGGUUAAGUCCGAGACUGGGGUUGAACGGGACCUCAAUGAUGUCAGUGCUAGAAUGGUACCAUAGAAAGGACAAUAGUACUUAUGCCUUAGUGAGAAAAGUGAGUUGUACAAUUCGAUGUUUCUUGUCCCGCCGUGGAGCGCGGGGAGAAAAAAAAAGCAAUACAGGGUGUUACAAGUCCGCGUCA
Messenger RNA from Aspergillus ruber CBS 135680, 1197 nucleotides. RefSeq names its product DUF1932 domain-containing protein. The record is from RefSeq and is a predicted model, not a curated record. The transcript is spliced from 3 exons. Lineage: Eukaryota; Fungi; Ascomycota; Eurotiomycetes; Eurotiales; Aspergillaceae. Gene Ontology annotation, molecular function: oxidoreductase activity. Bases 18 to 1076 code for a protein of 352 amino acids.